This is a messenger RNA of Fraxinus pennsylvanica, 486 nucleotides long. NCBI's taxonomy places the organism in Eukaryota, Viridiplantae, Streptophyta, Magnoliopsida, Lamiales, Oleaceae. The record is from the annotation of a GenBank genome assembly.
AUGGUGUCGCUAAAGCUACAGAAGAGGCUGGCGGCCAGCGUUAUGAAGUGCGGGAAGGGCAAGGUCUGGCUCGACCCCAAUGAAGUCGUCGAAAUUUACAAGGCCAAUUCCCGACAAAACAUUAGGAAGUUAGUCAAGGAUGGCUUUAUCAUCAGGAAGCCAACUAAGAUUCAUUCUCGGUCCCGUGCUCGCAGAAUGAAGGAGGCCAAGAGAAAGGGUCGUCACUCAGGAUACGGUAAACGUAAGGGUACCAGGGAGGCUAGGUUGCCCACAAAAGUUCUGUGGAUGAGGAGGAUGAGAGUUCUUAGGCGCUUGCUUCGCAAGUAUAGAGAGUCGAAGAAAAUUGAUAAGCACAUGUAUCAUGACAUGUACAUGAAGGGAAAGAAAGAAUGCAAGGAGGGAGGAACGUCUAGCUCAGGGACCGGUCUAGAGAGCUGCGGCCCCUACACCUGCAACCCAGUCAGCUCAGGGAACCAAGAAGGCUAA